UCUCAAUAAACAUAUCACGUUCUCCGAUAAUCCUGCGCGUGUACCUCGUCAGCUAUGUCGUAUAACCACAACCAGUACGGCGGCCCACCCGACCAAGGGUAUUACGGAGGGCCUGGAUACGGAGACCAUGGCAACUAUCCUCAGCAACAAUAUGGUGGGCAACCACAGCAACAAGGCUAUUACCCGCCUCAGCAACAGCAGCCUUAUGGUCAGCCCCCGCACGAUCCGGCAUACUCGGCCGGUCCUCCCCCGUAUCAACAGGGUCACCACUACCCUCAACAGCCUCCACAAGGUGCAUACGGUCAACCACCUUACGGCCAACAACAUCCCGGACAUUAUGGACAUGACCCAAAUGCGAACUAUGGCCAUGAUCGCGGCCACUCCCCGUACCCUCCCCAACAGCAGCAACAAUAUCACAAGCCCCAUGGUGGCGAGAAUUCUUCCUAUUACGGUGGACACCAUGCAGAAUAUCCAGCUCCACAGCAGGGAAAUGCGCAAGUGCCGGUUGGUGCUGAAGGGGAAAGAGGAUUGGGAUCGACGUUGCUCGGCGGCGCCGCUGGUAGCUUUCUAGGGCACAAGAUGGGUGGGGGCGCUCUAGGGACCGUAGGAGGUGCCGUGGCAGGCGCGGUAGGAAUGAAUGUCGCUUCCAAGAUGCACAAGAAGCACAAGAAGAAGAAGAAGUACGGCCGCAAGCGCUCAGGCAGCUCCAGUUCGUCGAGCUCGUCGAGUUCCAGCUCUAGCAGCUCUUAAGCGGGUAUACCUAUAUUUUAGAAGGCAGGUCCUUUCUUAUUACAGUUUGGCCGGAAGGCGCGAUUACUUCAUCAAAUUCAUGCUGUUUUCGGUCGCGACUUGUUGGUAGCGACUCUAAUUUGUGUCCCUAACGUGCUGUUAUCGUUAAAUUUCAAUGACCUUGGAAGCUAGAGAG
Messenger RNA from Aspergillus nidulans FGSC A4, 925 nucleotides. RefSeq names its product putative glutamine-serine rich protein MS8. NCBI's taxonomy places the organism in Eukaryota, Fungi, Ascomycota, Eurotiomycetes, Eurotiales, Aspergillaceae. The record is from RefSeq and is a predicted model, not a curated record. The transcript is spliced from 4 exons. Bases 55 to 750 code for a protein of 231 amino acids.